Molecule: messenger RNA, 639 nt
Organism: Drosophila subobscura
Lineage: Eukaryota; Metazoa; Arthropoda; Insecta; Diptera; Drosophilidae
Exons: 3
Coding region: 1-474 (157 amino acids)
Source: RefSeq, a predicted model, not a curated record
AUGUAUUUAGCUGUUAAAGCGAUUGGGGUUGAAUGCGAGUUGACUCCGAACUCCGCUGUCUAUCGAGGAGGACUGGAAAUAACCUCCACUGGGCCAUCCCCACCCGAGCUGCAAAAUCUUGAAGACGGGAACGAUGAGAAGAAUUUGUCCACCAGAUAUUACGACUUCCAAGGCUAUGAACAAUUUAAGCGGAAUAUAGUUGACACACACUACAUCGGAUCAACUCCCUGCAAGUUGGAUGAUCUUAAAAGAGAUAAAUCAAUCGACAAUGAGAACAAUGAUGAGGCUAUGUAUGAGUGUGAGGCUGAGCUCGACGGAUAUGAAAAAUUCGAGCUGGAUAUAGUUGGCAAUCAUUCUACAGCCCUUGAGAUUGGAAACACCAACACAACUGAAGCUAUGCACUGCCCUACAGCUAAUGGCACCACAUUUUAUUCCCAAUGCGAGAUGGGAAGCUUAUGUGCUAAUGGAGACUAAAGAUUGUGUUUAGAAAGUCGAUAGGGCAUAGCAAAUAUAUAUUAGUGUAGAACUUCCCCACCUCACAAAUAGACUUUGACGGCAACACCUUACAAACUUCCGUUUCAGUCUGUUGAACGGCCCUGGGUGUAAUACUACUACAUAAGUAAACUGAAAGCAAACGAA